This is a messenger RNA of Penicillium cataractarum, 1884 nucleotides long. RefSeq names its product putative alpha/beta hydrolase. The transcript is spliced from 2 exons. Gene Ontology annotation, cellular component: mitochondrial inner membrane. NCBI's taxonomy places the organism in Eukaryota, Fungi, Ascomycota, Eurotiomycetes, Eurotiales, Aspergillaceae. Bases 1 to 1884 code for a protein of 627 amino acids. The record is from RefSeq and is a predicted model, not a curated record. Gene Ontology annotation, biological process: cardiolipin acyl-chain remodeling. Gene Ontology annotation, molecular function: A2-type glycerophospholipase activity.
AUGAACUUCGCAUUUCAACUUCUCCCAGCGACAGAAACUAUCUGUCAGUUUGGCUCGCGCUCGGCCAACCCUUUGCGCUCUAUAAACCUUCCAGUCUCGCGGGUUUGGGCCAAUCCUGCGUACCUGGUUGCUUUUGCCACCUACUCUCGCGGACGUCGCAAGUACUCCUCCAUGACCUCAGAGUCCCUGAAUCCGCCUCAAGAGGAAUCGCGCGAACAUAGAAGGCGCUCAUCACCAAUGCAAGGACAAGAAGGAACCCCGUAUGCUGCUCGUGCAGCUGCUGGGGCGGCGGCGGCCAGCAACUCUUUCUUUCCGUUGGGGUAUCGAGAAGGUUUUAGUCAAUGGUGGGCUCGCUUACCUGCUGCUGCUUCCGAGCACAAGGUUCUAUCCUAUUUACCGUAUCUUCAUCACGAGCCUCCAACCCACCUUCAGACCGGUACUACGGCGAGUUUCCCCAACGGAUCUACACCAGACAGCCUGCAGUCUGCAGACCACAACCAGCAAGGGCAGAUUUCCACCAACUCUCUCAAUGACCCUUAUGGCCCCCGCCGAUGGAGCUCCAGCAUGGUGGAGCUCUCCGGAAAAGACCGGGCGCUCAACGAAUUUUCGGUGGAGCGAGUAGGCGAGGAAGCCGACCAGCAUUUGGUGAUGCUUCACGGCUACGGCGCCGGUCUAGGCUUCUUUUACAAGAAUUUUGAGCCUUUGAGCCGACUGAGGGGAUGGCAGCUCCAUGCCUUGGAUAUGCUCGGCAUGGGCCGUAGCACACGGCCUCCAUUCAAGAUCAAGGCCAAAGAAAGAGAAGAGGCUAUUCGUGAAGCCGAGGCAUGGUUUGUUGAUGCGCUGGAAGAAUGGCGCAUCAAGCGCAAGAUUGAUCGUUUCACUUUGCUUGGCCAUAGUCUCGGCGGCUACAUGGCAGUCGCUUACGCUCUCAAAUACCCCGGCCACCUCAACAAGCUCAUCCUAGCUUCCCCUGUGGGUAUCCCCGAGGACCCAUAUGCGGUGACGGCAGACGUACCCGAGCAAUCGGAAUCCACUCUCGCCAGCGAGCUCACACAUGAUCAGCGGGAUAUCGCAUCGUCCGCUGCAGUCCCGGGAUCUGCUCCCAAGACAACUGAUGGUAGCUUCAUCACCGGCCGCAACCCCGAGCCAAGUGAUGAUGCCGCAAACCGCCCACCCCGCCGCAACAUGCCCAAGUGGUUCGCUUAUUUGUGGGACGCAAAUAUCUCUCCCUUCAGCUUGGUACGAUGGACUGGCCCUCUUGGCCCGCGAAUCGUGUCUGGCUGGACCUCACGCCGGUUCUCUCAUCUCCCAGCGGAUGAAGCAAAGGCGCUUCACGACUACUCAUACUCGAUCUUCAGUCAACGAGGCAGUGGCGAGUAUGCCCUGGCAUACAUUCUUGCCCCAGGCGCCUUUGCUCGCAGCCCUCUUAUCCGCCGCAUCCACGGCGUUGGACGCCAGAUGAUUGGCGCUGACAACAACCCACUCCCCAACCCUGCUUCGGCAUCCUCCUCGUGUUCUAUCUUCUCUAAAUCGUCAGCCAAGACCGCGGUUCCUGAGAGUUCUCCCGCGGAAGACACCACUCCAGCUUCAACUGAAGUGCCGGCUCCUCGUCGCGAGAACGGUCUUCCAAUCGUCUUCAUGUACGGCGACCACGAUUGGAUGGACGUCUCUGGUGGUCACGCUGCUGUUGCCCGCCUAGAGGACGAGAAGCAGCGAGUCCUGGCAGAUGCCACGCCAGAAGAACGACGUAACGACCAGGGCUCGUCCAAGGUAGUCGUCAUCAGUCGAGCCGGGCAUCAUCUCUACCUUGAUGGGUGGAAAGAAUUCAACAAGGUCGUUCUGGCCGAGAUGGAAGAUGUCAGUCGGCGGGAGAGAGCGGCGUGA